Molecule: messenger RNA, 1545 nt
Organism: Arctia plantaginis
Lineage: Eukaryota; Metazoa; Arthropoda; Insecta; Lepidoptera; Erebidae
Source: the annotation of a GenBank genome assembly
AUGAUUACAUUAGUGAUAUUAGUAGUGGCACUGCUCGCGCUCUACCUGUACGGCACCAGAACCUUCAAGUACUGGGAGAAAAGAGGAAUCAAACACGAUAAACCGGUGCUGUUUUUUGGAAACAAUUCGGAAUGUUAUCUUUUCCGAAAGAGUAUGACGCAGGUUGGCGUCGAUACUUACUGGAAGUAUCCAAAUGAGAGGGUCGUAGGAUUCUUUCGUUCCACGCGACCAGAACUGUUGAUUCGAGAUCCCGCCAUCAUUAAACGUAUACUAUUGACAGACUUUGCGCACUUCUAUCCGCGCGGCCUAAACCCUCACAAGACUGUGAUCGAGCCAUUGUUACGUAACUUAUUUUUCGCUGACGGCGACCUGUGGCGUCUACUGCGUCAACGAAUGACCCCAGCGUUCACGAGCGGCAAGCUGAAGGCGAUGUUCCCACUGAUCGUGGAGCGCGCCGAGCGUCUGCAGCUACGUGCUCUCAACGCCGCCGCCGCCGGACGAGCGAUCGACGCGCGCGACUUAAUGGCGCGCUACACUACCGACUUCAUCGGAGCUUGCGGGUUUGGCCUCGACGCAGAUUCUCUUAAUGAUGAGGAUUCAGCCUUUAGAAAACUCGGACUCACUAUAUUUAACAUCGGCUUCAAAGAUGCCGUAAUAGCAGUUUUAAAAGAAAUUUUCCCCAAUUUAUUAAAACAUUUAAGGUAUUUAAGUAGAGCUGAAAAACCGAUGUUUGAUCUCGUAUCAGCCAUUUUAAAACAAAGAAAUUAUGAGCCUUCGAAAAGAAAUGAUUUUAUUGACUUAAUGUUGGAAUGCCAGAAAAGAGGCAAAAUGGUUGCAACAUCAUUAGAGAAGGUGAAAUCAGACGGUACGCCCGAGAUUGCGUCCAUGGAGCUGACAGAUGAACUGGUGGCCGCGCAGGUAUUUGUGUUCUUUGCGGCAGGGUUUGAGACGUCUUCAUCUGCCACCAGCUUCACGCUCCACCAACUCGCCUACCACCAAGAAGUGCAGCAGAAAGUGCAGCACGAAAUUGACCAAGUGCUCUCCCGAUACAACAAUAAGCUGAGUUACGACGCCAUCAGGGAGAUGACGUACUUGGAGUGUGCGUUCAAAGAGGGUAUGAGAAUGUUUCCGUCGCUGGGGUUUUUGGUCAGGGAGUGCGCGUGCACCUACACCAUUCCUGAGUUGGAUGUGACAAUUGAUAAAGGUGUGGGCAUCAUCAUACCGCUACAGGCUCUGCACAACGACCCCAAAUACUUUGACGAGCCACAUGAGUUUCGGCCGGAGAGGUUCGGGGCGGGUGCUACUGACCACAGGAACAAAUAUGUGUACUUACCGUUCGGCGAUGGACCUCGAGCCUGCAUAGGUGAACGGUUAGGCAUGAUGCAGUCCCUGGCAGGGCUGGCGGCGGUCCUCUCGCGCUUCUCGGUGGCUCCAGCGGAGACCACUGUACGUCACCCUGUCAUCGAACCCAAGUCGGACAUAGUACAAGGCAUCAAAGGUGGACUACCGCUUUUGUUUAUCGAAAGAUAUUCUGCUUGUUUGUAA